GUGGUCUCGGUGGCAGCGGAUCCGGCCUUGGUUCAGGUUUGGGCAGCGGCUUCAGCAUCCCCAGCUUUCCUGCUGCCACUGGCGGUGCUGGUCUUGGAUCUGGUCUCGGGUCAGGUUUGGGCAGUGGACUCGGCUCUGGCCUCGGUGGCAUUGGUUCAGGUCUUGGUGGAUCAUCCGAUGUCCAAGUCACUGCAACUCCCACUGCUAGUAGUGCUGUGCCCACCAGCACUGGCUCUGCUGGAGGUAGCACUGGUGGAAACACUAAUAACGGCGCCAGCUGCGGAGGCAGUGGAGGAGGUAGCUCUGAGAACGGUGUCAAGGGUGGCAGCUGCUGCACUGACAUGACCGUCAUCUUUGCUCGUGGAACCGGAGAAUUGGGUAAUAUGGGUACCAUCUCCGGCCCACCUAUGGUCAAGGCUAUCAGGUCGAAGCUCGGUGCCGACAGGGUCACUGUCCAGGGUGUUGACUACGCGGCUUCUGCUGCUGGUAACGCCAAUCUGGGUGGUGACGGAGGAAAGGUGAUGGCUCAGUACGUCCAGCAGGCACUCAAGCAGUGCCCUGGCACCAAGGUCAUCGUCUCUGGCUACAGUCAGGGCGGUAUGGUCGUCCACAACGCUUUCUCCAACGGUGUCUCUGCAUCCAACGUCGCAGGUGCCGUCAUGUUCGGCGACCCAUUGAAGAGUCAGGCUCUCCCUGGUAUGUCCACCGACAAGGUCAAGCAGUUCUGCGGUACCUCCGACACCAUCUGCGGUGGAGGCGGUGAUGGUGGCGCCACUGGCAGUCAUCUCAGCUACGGCAGCGUUGCUGACUCUGCUGCUACAUUCGCCAUCCAGGCUGCUGGGCUU
This is a messenger RNA of Macroventuria anomochaeta, 845 nucleotides long. Its product is annotated as carbohydrate esterase family 5 protein. The transcript is spliced from 2 exons. Gene Ontology annotation, molecular function: cutinase activity. Lineage: Eukaryota; Fungi; Ascomycota; Dothideomycetes; Pleosporales; Didymellaceae. The annotation marks the transcript as partial. The record is from RefSeq and is a predicted model, not a curated record. Gene Ontology annotation, biological process: carbohydrate catabolic process. Gene Ontology annotation, cellular component: extracellular region.